GUUAGAUUACUAAGAUCGAAAAAAUAAAACGUAGAAUACCUAGCUUCACUUGCUUGUCAUUGUCAUUAUAGAGAACAGUUUACUUAAAGUGUGAAGGAAUUUAUCUUCCUGGAUAUUUCAUAAUGGCAGACUUUCAUGCAGAAUCUUCGAAUAGUCAACCCGAAAGCAACAGUUUUGGAGAUUUUGAGCGAGUCGAAAAAUACGAUGCAGGACCUGAGGCAGAAAAUGUUGGAUUUGAUCAAGAUGGUGAAAUAACAUCAACCUCAUUUGGCAAUGAGAAUCUAGCAGAAGAGGAUUUGUAUGCUGCUGGUGCGUCGGAGGCUACGCCAGUUGAAUCCAACCCCCUUAUUUCUUUUGGUGAUGAACCUUCAUACCCAACUGAAAGUACUGAAACAUCUUCAGAACCUGGUUCAAAUCCUCUUAACUUUUUUAAUCCGCCAAGUACUGGUGUAGAUUCUUCCUCCCCUCCUCCAGCCACUACCCAUGACCCUACCCCACCUCCCACCCCUGAGCCGAGCUAUAUGAAAUCAGAGCCUAAAUCAGUAUCAGUGACACAUGAAGAAACCAAGUCAGAAGGAUCAUGGAUGAAGAAUGUAGAUCCAAGAGGGCUUUUUUUAAUCUUCUUAAGGGCGAUUGUGAUCAAUGGUAUCAUGGAAUCCAUAACAUCUGCAUGUGUUUAUAGCAGUCUGGAAAUGGUCGUAUUUAUAAAACUUCCAUGUAAAUUAUGGUUUUAUUGA
This is a messenger RNA of Lottia gigantea (owl limpet), 737 nucleotides long. RefSeq lists its product as hypothetical. Lineage: Eukaryota; Metazoa; Mollusca; Gastropoda; Lottiidae. The record is from RefSeq and is a predicted model, not a curated record. Bases 123 to 737 code for a protein of 204 amino acids. The transcript is spliced from 3 exons.